Molecule: messenger RNA, 5085 nt
Organism: Brugia malayi
Lineage: Eukaryota; Metazoa; Nematoda; Chromadorea; Rhabditida; Onchocercidae
Gene: Bma-chc-1
Product: putative clathrin heavy chain, putative
Exons: 30
Coding region: 1-5085 (1694 amino acids)
Biological process (GO): receptor-mediated endocytosis; intracellular protein transport
Cellular component (GO): cell cortex; clathrin-coated endocytic vesicle; clathrin complex
Molecular function (GO): structural molecule activity; clathrin light chain binding
Source: RefSeq, a predicted model, not a curated record
AUGUCUUCACUCUUACCGAUCAAAUUUCAAGAGCAUAUUUUGUUACAAAGUUUGGGUAUAAAUGCGGCAAAUAUCGGAUUCGCAACGUUAACAAUGGAAUCGGACAAAUUUAUUGUUGUAAGAGAAAAAGUUGGUGAGAAUGCUCAGGUUGUUAUUGUUGAUAUGAAUGAUGUCAACAAUCCUCUUCGUCGACCAAUCACUGCAGAUUCGGUAAUAAUGAAUCCUGCAACAAAAGUUCUAGCUUUAAAGUCGUCCCGUACCCUUCAAAUUUUCAACAUCGAACUGAAAACUAAAAUGAAAGCCUACAAUAUGCCAGAAGAUGUGAUCUUUUGGAAAUGGGUCAAUGUUAAUACGAUUGCAUUAGUAUCAGAAACUGCAGCAUAUCAUUGGUCACUACAAGGUGAUUCACCUCCAGUAAAAAUGUUCGAAAGACAUUCAACAUUGAGUGGAUUUCAAAUAAUUAAUUAUCGAGCAGACGCAGAAUGUAAAUGGUUGUUGGUGAUUGGAAUUGCUGCUAAGGAUAAUCGUGUGGUUGGUGCAAUGCAGUUGUAUAGUACAGAGAGGAAAGUAUCACAACCAAUUGAAGGUCAUGCAGCAUGCUUUGUGAGCUUUAAAACUGAAGGAAAUCCACAUCCUAGUAAUUUAUUCUGCUUCUCUGUUCGAACUAUCCAAGGUGGAAAGCUUCAUGUUAUCGAGAUAGGUAGCCCACCAGCUGGUAAUCAACCCUUUCAAAAGAAACAGGUGGAAGUAUAUUAUCCAGCUGAAGCUGCUACUGAUUUCCCGGUUGCAAUGCAGGCUUCAUCAAAGCAUGGUAUCAUAUAUUUGGUGACGAAAUAUGGCUAUGUGCAUUUAUAUGAUAUCGAGACAGCAGUAUGCAUUUAUAUGAAUCGAAUCUCAUCAGAAACUAUCUUCGUCACUGCUGAAUAUACUGCUACCGAAGGAAUAAUUGGCGUAAAUCGGAAGGGACAGGUUCUCUCAGUAAGUAUUGAUGAGCAAAAUAUGAUCCCUUACGUGACACAAACAUUGCAAAAUCCGGAGCUUGCAUUGAAAUUAGCAGUACGUUGCGAUCUUCCAGGAGCUGAGGAAUUAUUUGUUCGUAAAUUCAAUCUACUUUUCGGUAAUGGAAAUUAUGCUGAAGCUGCAAAAGUUGCUGCAACUGCUCCUCAAGGCAUUUUAAGGACACCGCAAACAAUUCAGAAGUUCCAACAGUGUCCACAUACAGGCGGUGGACCAAGUCCUCUACUCCAGUAUUUUGGGAUAUUACUUGAUCAGGGGCAACUGAAUAAGUAUGAAACGUUGGAGCUGUGCCGACCGGUGCUAGCACAGGGAAGGAAGCAAUUGUUGGAGAAAUGGCUUACUGAGGGAAAGUUGGAAUGCACUGAAGAAUUGGGGGAUCUGGUUCGUCCACAUGAUGUCAACGUUGCACUGUCUGUUUAUCUUCGUGGUAACGUACCUCAUAAGGUUGUACAAUGCUUCGCUGAAACAGGACAGUUCGAUAAAAUUAUUUUGUAUGCUAAAAAAGUGAACUUCGAACCUGACUACUUGUUCCAACUUCGACAAGUAUUACGUUCAAAUCCAGAGAUGGGAGCUAAAUUUGCACAAAUGCUUGUAUCUGAAGGCGAAAAUGAGCCACUAGCUGAUAUUAACCAGAUAGUUGGAUGUUUCGAGGAAGUACAAGCAGUACAACCAUGUACAUCGUUCUUGCUUGAAGUACUGAAAAGUGAUAAGGAGUCGGAGGGACAUCUUCAAACAAAAUUGCUUGAAAUGAAUCUUCUUUAUGCUCCACAGGUAGCAGAUGCAAUAUUAGGUAAUCAGAUGUUUCAUCAUUACGAUCGUGCAACGAUUGGACAGUUGUGUGAAAAAGCAGGUUUAUUGCAACGAGCUUUGGAGCACUUCACUGACCUUUACGAUAUCAAAAGAACCGUUGUCCAUACCCAACAUCUUAAACCUGAUUGGCUAGUGAAUUACUUUGGGCAGUUGUCAGUGGAGGAUUCACUGGAAUGUUUGAAAGCGAUGCUACAAACAAACAUGCGGCAGAACUUGCAAAUUGUUGUUCAGAUAGCUACUAAAUACCAUGAACAGCUUACUACCCAUGCGCUCAUUGAUCUAUUUGAGUCGUUCAAAAGCUACGAAGGACUGUUUUACUUUUUAGGCUCUAUUGUCAAUUUUUCGCAAGAUCCUGAAGUUCAUUUUAAAUACAUCCAGGCUGCUACUAGAACUGGACAAAUCAAAGAAGUAGAAAGAAUUUGUCGUGAAUCAAACUGCUAUGAAGCAGAACGAGUUAAAAAUUAUUUAAAAGAGGCUAAAUUAACGGACCAAUUGCCUCUGAUCAUUGUAUGCGAUCGACAUGAUAUGGUGCACGAUCUUGUCCUUUAUCUUUAUCGAAACAAUCUGCAGAAAUACAUUGAGGUGUUCGUACAGAAGGUAAAUCCGGCACGACUACCUAUUGUUGUUGGUGGUUUGCUGGAUGUAGAUUGCUCGGAAGAUGCAAUCAAACAACUCAUCAUCAAUACAAGAGGAAAAUUUGAUAUUGACGAACUAGUUGACGAAGUCGAAAAGAGGAACAGAUUGAAACUAUUAGCACCAUGGCUAGAGAUGCGUGUUCAGGAGGGAACUGUUGAUCCAGCAACGCACAAUGCUCUUGCUAAAAUCUAUAUUGAUGCCAAUAAUAAUCCUGAACGAUUUCUUCGUGAAAAUCCAUAUUAUGAUUCGCGAAUUGUUGGAAAAUAUUGUGAAAAAAGAGACCCACACUUUGCAUGUCUUGCAUAUGAACGUGGCCAAUGUGAUGCUGAACUUGUUAAUGUGUGUAACGAAAAUUCGCUUUUUAAAAAUUUAGCGCGAUACCUAGUUAAGCGGCGUGACUUUCCACUUUGGGCUCAGGUAUUGGCUGAAGACAAUCAACAUAGAAGGCAAUUAAUUGAUCAGGUAGUUCAAACGGCUCUUUCGGAAACUCAAGAUCCAGAAGAUAUUUCAGCAACGGUAAAAGCUUUUAUGGCUGCUGAUUUGCCGAAUGAGCUAAUUGAGUUAUUGGAAAAAAUUGUCCUUGACAACUCUGUCUUUUCAGAGCAUAGGAACCUUCAAAAUUUACUCAUUUUGACAGCAAUUAAAGCAGACCGUACACGUGUCAUGGAAUACAUCCAGAAGUUGGACAAUUACGAUGCACCGGACAUCGCCAAUAUUGCUGUUUCCAACCAGUUAUAUGAAGAAGCAUUUGCCAUUUUCAAAAAAUUUGAUGUCAAUACUGCAGCAAUCAAUGUUUUGAUUGAUAAUGUGUCCAAUUUGGAUCGUGCUUAUGAAUUUGCGGAACGAUGUAAUGAACCUGGCGUUUGGGCGUCAUUGGCGAAAGCGCAGUUGAAAGAGGGUUUAGUAAAAGAAGCUGUAGAUUCAUUCAUUAAAGCCGAUGAUCCCACUGCAUAUAUGGAAGUUGUGAGCAAAUGUUCAGAAACUGGAAACUGGGAGGAUUUGGUUCGAUAUUUGCAAAUGGCACGAAAAAAAUCGAGAGAAUCAUACAUAGAAACAGAACUUGUCUAUGCUUACGCAAAAACAAAUCGUCUUGCUGACUUGGAGGAAUUCAUUUCGGGACCUAAUCAUGCUCAAAUUCAACAAAUAGGUGAUCGAUGUUUUGACAGUGGAAUGUAUGAAGCAGCCAAAAUUCUUCAUAACAAUAUAUCGAAUUUUGCAAAAUUAUCAGUCACACUUGUUCGGCUUAAUGAAUUUCAAGGUGCAGUUGAUGCUGCUCGAAAAGCAAAUUCAACGAAGACAUGGAAGCAAGUUUGUUUUGCUUGUGUUGAUAAUGAAGAAUUUCGUUUGGCACAGAUGUGCGGUCUUCAUAUUGUCGUACAUGCAGAUGAACUCGAGGAAUUAAUUAAUUACUAUCAGGAUCGAGGAUACUUCGAAGAAUUAAUUGGUCUGCUAGAGGCAGCACUAGGUUUGGAAAGAGCACAUAUGGGGAUGUUUACUGAAUUAGCAAUCCUUUACAGUAAAUAUAAAGCUGAGAAAAUGCGUGAGCAUCUUGAGCUGUUUUGGAGUCGAGUAAAUAUUCCGAAGGUUCUGCGUGCUGCAGAACAAGCUCAUUUAUGGUCUGAGCUUGUCUUUCUUUAUGAUAAAUAUGAAGAAUACGAUAAUGCGGCUCAAACGAUGAUGCAACAUCCAGUGGAAGCAUGGCGAGAGCAGCACUUCAAGGAAGUGAUCACUAAGGUGGCGAAUAUUGAACUGUAUUAUAAGGCGAUGCAAUUCUAUUUGGAUUAUAAACCUAUGCUAUUGAAUGAUCUACUUCUUGUAUUAACACCACGACUUGAUCAUUCGCGAACUGUAUCAUUCUUUGCUAAGUUGAAUCAGCUGCCUCUCGUGAAACCAUAUUUACGUCAAGUGCAAACACAAAAUAACAAAUCAGUGAACGAGGCUUUAAAUCAAGUGCUCAUUGAUGAAGAAGAUUAUACUGGUCUUCGCUCUUCUAUUGAUGCUUAUGACAACUUUGAUAAUAUUACCUUGGCACAACAACUUGAAAAACACGAAUUGCUUGAAUUUAGACGUAUAUCUGCGUAUUUAUAUAGGGGAAACAAUAGGUGGAAACAAAGCGUUGAGCUAUGCAAGAAGGACAAAUUGUACAAAGAUGCAAUGGAAUAUGCUGCGGAAUCGCGACAACCUGAAAUAGCGGAAGAAUUAUUAGCAUAUUUUCUCGAAAAUAAAUUACACGAUUGUUUUGCAGCUUCACUUUAUCAAAUGUAUGACUUGUUGCACCCGGAUGUUAUAUUGGAAUUAGCGUGGAAACAUAAAAUUAUGGACUUUGCGAUGCCUUAUAUGAUUCAAGUAAUGCGCGAUUAUCAUAGCAGGAUUGGAAAGUUGGAAAGAGCUGAAGCAGAAAGAAAAGAAGAGAUUCAAGGAAAUCAGCAACCAAAUGGAAGCAUGAUGGAACCACAGUUAAUGUUGACAUUUCCUGGUGGUGCACCGAUAAGUUCAGUACCACAAAUGUCUGCAGCAUACGGUGGUGUAACAGUAUCUAGCACUCCUUACGGUGCUACUGUACCAGCAACGAAUGCUUAUGGAACACCGAUGUAUCCAAGUAGUGGUUCAUAUGCCAUGUAG